Messenger RNA from Heteronotia binoei (common prickly gecko), 1567 nucleotides. It is a transcript of the gene SLC39A13, whose product is annotated as solute carrier family 39 member 13. The transcript has 11 exons. Gene Ontology annotation, cellular component: membrane. Gene Ontology annotation, molecular function: zinc ion transmembrane transporter activity. The record is from RefSeq and is a predicted model, not a curated record. NCBI's taxonomy places the organism in Eukaryota, Metazoa, Chordata, Lepidosauria, Squamata, Gekkonidae. Bases 323 to 1408 code for a protein of 361 amino acids. Gene Ontology annotation, biological process: zinc ion transmembrane transport; intracellular zinc ion homeostasis.
GUCCGCUGGAGCAUCAACUUUGGUGCCGAGGAGAAUGGAACCGACGUGGCUGAGUUGGGGAGGUGGAGCUAAGACUGAAGGGGUGGGAAGAAUUCCAAGCGGAGACGCAGCUGGAUGGCAGGGGCAUCCCGGAGCUCCCCGGUGUCGCAUGGUCAAGACCAUAAGAACUGUCUGGCUGUCAUAGUCCAGAGUUCCAUCCAGUCCAGCAUUGUGUCUACAACAGAGGCCAGCCAGAUGCUUUUGGGAAGCUCCCAAGCAAAAGAACUUUCUCUUGUUUGUCAGUAGCCUCCGGGAUCAACCAGCCAGGCUGGGGCUGCCCAAGAUGGUGAGGGGAAGGCUACUUUUUCAUGGUCCACUCUCUUUUUUGCUGCUCUCCUUUGCUUGUCAAGCUGUUGGUGGAGCCAGCCCCCUGUGUGAAAAAGAACCAGAGUCCUGGGGGACCAUAUUCUCUGAAGAACGCCUUGAUGCCUGGAUCUGUUCUCUGAUUGGUUCGGUUAUGGUUGGACUGAGUGGUGUUCUUCCCUUGCUGAUCAUUCCUCUUGAGUCCGGAGCAGCUCUAAAGACAGAAGAGGGAUCCCAUCGAAUGAAGCAGCUGCUGAGUUUUGCUAUUGGUGGGCUCCUUGGGAAUGUGUUUCUGCACCUGCUCCCUGAGGCCUGGGCUUACACCUGCAGUGCUGCCGCAGGGGGAGGACAGAGUUUUCAGCAGCAGAAGCUUCUGGGGCUCUGGGUCAUUAUUGGUUUGCUGACCUUCCUGAGUUUGCAGAAAAUGUUCCCAGACCAUGAAAAGCAAGAGUGCUCCAGCUUGGUCAGUGAUUCCAAGGCACCUGCCCAAAGGGUUCCAAAUGGAAGUAGCUUCUCCAUUCAGGAUGGGGCCAAUGCAGUCCACAGAACAAAGAUGGGCAUGGCUCAGUGUAAUGGUUCUUCUCACCCCUCUUCGCUAUCAGCCAAGAAGAUCAAGAUCAGUGGAUACCUCAAUCUUUUGGCCAACACAAUCGAUAACUUCACUCAUGGGCUUGCAGUGGCAGCAGGCUUCCUAGUCAGCAGAAAGGUCGGGCUCCUGACCACCAUGGCAAUUCUUCUGCAUGAAAUACCCCAUGAGGUGGGAGACUUUGCUAUCCUCCUUCGUGCUGGGUUUGAUCGCUGGAGUGCAGCCAAGUUGCAACUUUCUACAGCCCUAGGAGGAGUUCUAGGUGCUUGCUUUGCAAUUUGUGCUCAGUCACCUAAAGGGACAGGGGAAACCAUCGCAUGGAUUCUUCCAUUUACCUCUGGGGGAUUCUUGUAUAUCGCCUUGGUGAAUGUUGUUCCUGAUCUCCUGGAGGAGAAGAAUCCCUGGAACUCGGUGCAGCAAGUUCUCCUCCUGUGCACAGGCAUCACCGUCAUGGUGCUUCUCUCUCUCUCUGCAGAUUGACUGCUACACUGGCUGCCUUCUGCUGCUCCCUUGAGAUGCCUUCAUUCUGAGCAGUUACAAAGCAAUAAGGGACACUCAUGGAUUUUGUUUCUUUUCAUUGUAUACCUGUAGCUCCACUUGCUGCAAUAUGUGGCAAAUGAGGAAAGGUAUAUUAGAAAA